Molecule: messenger RNA, 3066 nt
Organism: Penicillium canariense
Lineage: Eukaryota; Fungi; Ascomycota; Eurotiomycetes; Eurotiales; Aspergillaceae
Product: arrestin C-terminal domain-containing protein
Exons: 6
Coding region: 1-3066 (1021 amino acids)
Biological process (GO): ubiquitin-dependent endocytosis
Cellular component (GO): cytoplasm; cytosol
Molecular function (GO): protein-macromolecule adaptor activity; ubiquitin protein ligase binding
Source: RefSeq, a predicted model, not a curated record
AUGUCGGAGAGAAAAGCGCAGCAUGACGGUGUUGAGUCGAAGGGCGGUGGUCUGGUCUUCCGGCCUGAGAGCGUCCGAGUUGGCGAUGUUAUUACCUGUACAGAGGAUGGUCGGAAGCCUCAUACUCUCUUCCCCACCGAUCAUCCCCCCCCCUUGAUCGGGUGCCCACCUGGUAUCUCCAAUCCAGAAGCUCUGGGAUUCUGGGACGGAGCUCCCAAGACCUCGCCCAGCCCUAUCCGUGACCCUGUGCUUGGCUGGACGGAUUUCUGGUUCGCCAUAGAGAGGACAAUCAACCGCGCCACCAUUACGGACACAUUACGGCACCCCAAACAGCCCCUCUUCUCCAACAAGUUCAAAGCCCAAAAGCCUGCAGGCGACCAACUAGGCCGCCCAAUCCGCCAAGGGGACCAUAAUUGCGCAUUGCCCCAGCCAAUCCGACGCGUCGCUGGCAGGGAUCUGCGCGGCGAUGAUCACAGCCGGAGCACCCGUGCUAUGAAGUCAGCGCCCCCAGUUCUUGGAUUCCAUCUCUCCUGCAAAGAUUCGGCACAUUCACCCACCACCGAGGACAAGAGGAAGAGAGGACGAGGACGAGAAAUCAGAGAGGCAGCAGGUCGAGAUCGGACGCCUCUAGGGUGCCUCGAGACAUACUGUCCUGCUCUCAACUCUUCCCCCCUCCACCGCCGCCUCGUCCAGGAUGCGUCUGGCAUCCUCACCAUCAUGAUGGUCGCUCAUAUUCUCCCCGUGCAGGUUUCGUCGCGAUCAGACUCCGACAGUCAAGUAUCCUCGCCCGAUCUCGUCGCGCCGUUAUCGCUCUCCAACCUCAUCCGCACUCGCUCGGCCCGGCGCCGACCGGUCUGCCUCAGUGCGACCGUCGAGGAGCAAUUCCCCAAGCAGCAACCUUCCCUCAGCCGUCGCGGUUCCCUCCUCAGAAAGCUGGCGGGCCCACGCGAGAACGCGAAGCGAUUCCUUCGCCUACGCUCGGCCGGGGUCCCGUCGCCCGCGCCGUCCCCGCCACAGCGCCCCAAUCCCCGCUGCAGCGGCGCCCGCCCCGUUUCGGAGAUAAUCGUAUCCUCGGGGCGCUCGAGAGAUUCCCCACCGUCUUUCGAAGAAGGCGAGAUGCGCUCGGAUUCGUCUUCCAUGGCAACCGACGUGCUGGCCCGGGCGCUACCCGAGCAUCCCACUGCUGUGCCCGAGUUGUCCACGCCAUUUCCCGCCCUCCGCAACGAGAAGAUUGUCGCGACGGGGAGUGGGCUUACAGUGGGAAUCGUGUUAACCGAGCCGGUUCUCUAUCUGCAAGGCUAUGACCAACAUGACCCCAGUUCCAAGAAGUCGGCGAUCCUGAGGGGCCAGAUUCACUUGAAGGUGACCAAGUGCGUCAAGAUCAAGAAGAUUUCCAUUUGUUUCCGGGGCCAUGCCCAGACGGAUUGGCCAGAUGGCAUUCCACCCAAGAAGAUCCAUUUCCAUGAUAAGAAAGACCUAUUUACUCACGGCGUCGUCUACUUCAACCACGGCGAAACUGCCUUGAUGCAAAAUGACUAUGGAGCGCACUACUUCCAGCAUGCGAAACCGACCUCCCCCGUCCCUGGAAAGGAGGGGGUCACCGCAACAACGCGCGAACUAUUUUCCAAGAGCGGCUCGAACACCUCCCUCGGCCCGAUGAUCGGGAAAGAUGCCAAACGCCUCUCCGUACAGACCACGCGGGGCCACUCGAGAAGCUUCAGUAAGAACGAGCCUCCCGUGACCACCCAGGCUCAACCCCAGCGCAACUACCGCAUGUUCCCCGUGGGCGACUACCUCUACAGCUUCGAGUUCCCCAUCGACGGUUCCCUACCCGAGACCAUCAAAACCGAUAUGGGCUUCGUACGAUACGAUCUGGAGGCCAUUGUCGAGCGCUCAGGCGCAUUUCGGCCCAACCUACUCGGUACUCUCGAAAUCCCUGUGAUCCGCACGCCCGCCGAAGGCUCGCUCGAGCAGGUUGAGCCCAUUGCCAUCUCGCGCAAUUGGGAGGACCAGCUCCACUAUGACAUCGUGAUUUCGGGCAAAUCCUUCCCCCUGGGUUCCCACAUCCCGAUUGCGUUCAAGCUGACACCACUCGCGAAAGUCGAGUGCCACCGCAUCAAGGUCUACGUGACAGAGAACAUCCAGCAUUGGACCGCUGAUAAAAGCGUGCACCGGUUGCAGCCAGCGAGGAAGGUGCUGCUGUUUGAGAAGCGCGCGGAGUCGGCGAGUACCAGCACGUAUCCUGGCAGCUCGAUGCGCAUUACCGCGGGCGGUGGCAUUGACUGGGAUCACCGUGCGGCCGCCGCGCGCGGGGGAGGAGAUUGUGGACCGUUCCCGGACCAACUUGCUGGCCCUCACAGCUCAUCAUCAAGACUGAUCCACAUUUCCCAGAUUGUCCUUCGCCUUUCCAAGGUCGACGAGCGCGACCCAACCAAGCGCAGACAUUUCGAGAUCUCCAUCGAUUCGCCCUUUCACAUCCUUUCCUGCAAGGCCACCCAAGCAAACAUCUACCUCCCCGCCUACAGCCGACCCGCCACGGACCCAGACCCGCCAGCCCAAGAAUUCGAGUGCGGGUGCCCCGGCGCACCACCCGCGGCGCGGGACCAUUCCCUCGGCCACGCCAACUCUGACCGCGAAGACUCCAUCUCGAAUCCCAACCGCCGCAACUCCCUCACGCCUGUCUCCCGCAGCUUCACGAAUGGAUCAGGCGGUCUUGCACGCCCGCCACAGGCCCACAUCGCACACGAGCCGAGCAACGAGCGGGAUGUCCUCCCUCGUCCAAUGCAUCUCGUUCGCGCGCCCUCGUUCGCACCACCCGCUUUCGAUGAUGUGCCCCCGCCCCCGCCCCUCGUCACUCCGCCGCCGGAGUACACUUCUAUCGUGGGCAAUAAUGACCGUGAGGCGGUUCUGGAGGAUUACUUUUCCCGACUUUCUUUCUAUGAAGAGCAGGAUGACGAACGCGGUCUUGGUCGUGUCGAUGUACCUCUAACACCCGGAGGACGCGUGAACCGCAGCAUGGAUGUGCCGCGGGAGUGGGUGCGCAUCGAGGACUUCACUGCGUCAUAA